AUGUGGAAGGAUCCAAAGCUACCACUCGACCUCCCUGAUAUGGCUCACGAGGUACACGAGCCUCAAGGUCCAGGAUCCACCAACUUCAGCCGGCUCAUGCUUGCUGCACGCGCUACGCGGCCAGAUUUCCGAUACGACCAAGUUUCUGAUGAGAUUGCGGCGUUAAAGUCCGCUCUUGAGAAGCGCUCCUUGGACACGUCAGCUGCGUCGUUCAAAGCCAAGUCCAGUGGCUGGGCCGGUGGUGAGCUGGUGGUGAGCCGGGGGUUUCAAGUUCAGCACGAGGUUGCCAAGAUUAAUGUCCGCUGUAACGUACAGCAGACUGUUCUCAAGUCUAUCAGAGAGGAUUUCUGGUUCAGUCGAGUCCCAAUCAACCUGUGUUGCUACCACAAGAACGGCGCCCUCGUCAAGCUUUUCAAGAUUAACAUUAUAGCAGCACUCAGGAAUGCCUUUCUCUCUGAGGACGAGUUGGAGUUGGCUCCAGAAGGCACAUCCAAGGGCGUCAGGGACGGAAAGAAGAGCCAUGGGCUAGACAAGACGCCCGGGGCUGUCCUUCGUUGA
Diaporthe amygdali is the source of this 558-nucleotide messenger RNA. RefSeq lists its product as uncharacterized. Lineage: Eukaryota; Fungi; Ascomycota; Sordariomycetes; Diaporthales; Diaporthaceae. The coding region runs from base 1 to 558 and encodes 185 amino acids. The transcript is spliced from 5 exons. The record is from RefSeq and is a predicted model, not a curated record.